Molecule: messenger RNA, 6000 nt
Organism: Episyrphus balteatus (marmalade hoverfly)
Lineage: Eukaryota; Metazoa; Arthropoda; Insecta; Diptera; Syrphidae
Product: collagen alpha-1(III) chain
Exons: 12
Coding region: 238-5583 (1781 amino acids)
Source: RefSeq, a predicted model, not a curated record
CGAAGAUCGUCUUCAGUUGCUUAAGAUCGAUUUAACUGUACGAUCUGUUUUUGGUUCUUUUUGCUGGCCUAAGACUGAUUCGUUAAUCGUUAAGUGAUCGUGGUUUAAUUUAUUUAUAUUUCGAUUUAAUCAAACUUCUACGUAUUAUUGGCUGUGAUUUUGUGUGUAAAGUUAACUUUUUUAUAUUUUUUUAAUCUAAUUUUUUCCGAACGUUUAAAUAAACAAAACGAAAACAACAUGAGCCUUCGUGCAGUAUUUUGCAUGGUGCUCGCCAUCUUGCCGUUGCAAGAAAUUCUUGCCGCCCGCGUAGUUGACAAAGAGAACCGCAGGUUAAUCUUAGAUAUUAACGACAAGAAAACUACAAAUACUCAAUACUAUACCUCUAACUUUGACACAAGUGCCUACCGUUACGGUUACGAUAUCGGUGAGACCGGUAAUUUUCAUCAUGAAUCACGUGGCCCGGAUGGGGUUACGUACGGUUGUUAUGGAUGGAUUGAUCCAUAUGCCGUUCUGAGGGUAGUGCAUUAUGUAGCUGAUGCUCACGGCUAUAGGACCGUUGAGCCUGAGAAACCGGUAGAGGUCUUCCCUGAGGCUGGUGAUAGCUCGAUGCAGAGCGAUGGAGACCGAGCCAAACGAGUGGGUGUUAAUGUAGAUUGGCGAGAUUUAUACUUCCCAGUUGGGUGUGGUAAAUUUGAAGGCGGAGCUAGACCAAAUUACCCAAUAUUCGCAUUUGACUCAGAUGACACUACGCAGCAGCCCGUUUUCGUUGGAGGUAAAAUUGCAUUCGGGCAGCCGAAAACAACUCCGGCUCCUCCAGUGAAAAUUCCAUUCGAUUUUGGAGGUUUAACAAACAAAGAUACUAACCAAAAGGGUCCAAUUGUUUUAAAAGGAUCCGCACAAGCAAGCUUACCAAUCUUUGGAAGCAGUGGCAAUCGACUUACAAGUGGGGGCAAGGGAGGUGCAGCAAAUCUAGCAGGUGGAGCUAGCAGCAUUAGAGGCAGUAGUAGUUUUAAGAAUGAUGGCUCGAAUGAUUCGGGCAAAUAUAGCCAUCUCGAUGGAGGAAAGGGUCCUGGAGCCGAUCCAUAUGAUCAUAUAACUGGCCAAAAUGGUGGAGUCGGUGGAUUUGGAUCAGGAGGAGGCUUAGGGUCAGAUGGUCCCAAUGGAUCUAAUGGUGGUCCUAACGGACCAAAUGGUCCUGGCGGUCCAAAUGGCCCUAACGGACCCAACGGUCCUAAUGGCCCGAAUGGGCCAAGCGGUCCCAAAGGUCCAAAUGGACCCGGAGGUCCCCCUGGUCCUCCUGGACCAGUCGGUGACGGAGGUAGAUUUGGGGUGGGAGAUAAUACAGGUGUUGGCCCACCAGGUAGAGGUGGAGGAUUCGGUUCUGGAGCUGGUGCAGGUAGUGGAACUGGAAUAAACAGAGGCCAAGGUGGAUCUUCCGGAUUUGGAGACAAAUAUAAUAGAGGUCAAGGUGGAUCGUCUGGUAUUGGAAGUGGAAAUGGCAAUGGUCAAGGUGGAUCAUCCGGAUUCGGAGGUGGAAACGGUAACGGACAAGGUGGAUCAUCCGGAUUCGGAGGUGGAAACGGUAAUGGCCAAGGUGGAUCAUCUGGUCUUGGAGAUGGAAAUAACAGAGGCCAAGGUGGUUCUUCCGGAUUUGGAGACAAAUAUAACAGAGGUGAAGGUGGAUCGUCUGGUAUUGGAAGUGGAAAUGGCAAUGGUCAAGGUGGAUCAUCCGGAUUCGGAGGUGGAAACGGUAACGGACAAGGUGGAUUAUCCGGAUUCGGAGGUGGAAACGGUAAUGGCCAAGGUGGAUCAUCUGGUCUUGGAGACGGAAAUAACAGAGGCCAAGGUGGUUCUUCCGGAUUUGGAGACAAAUAUAACAGAGGUAAAGGUGGAUCGUCUGGUAUUGGAAGUGGAAAUGGAAAUGGCAAUGGUCAAGGUGGAUCAUCCGGAUUCGGAGGUGGAAACGGUAAUGGUCAAGGUGGAUCAUCCGGACUUGGAGAUGGUAUAAACAGCGGUCAAGGCGGAUCUUCUGGAUUUGGAACAGGAAACAACAGAGGUCAAGGUGGAUCAUCUGGACUUGGAGACAGAGGUCAAGGUGGAUCGUCUGGUCUCGGAGGUGGAAAUAACAGAGGUCAAGGUGGAUCUUCUGGAUUUGGAACAGGAAAUAACAGAGGUCAAGGUGGAUCUUCUGGACUUGGAAGUGGAAAUAACAGAGGUCAAGGUGGAUCAUCUGGACUAGGAAAAGGCAAUGACGGACUAUUAGUUGCCGUAGGCACCAAUGUAAAUAAUGGUCUUUUUGGAAAUGAUCUUCAAGGAAUUGUAGGAUCCAAUGGCCUCAAUGGGGUUAACAACAACAAAAAUAACAACAGAGGCAGUACAAACAAACUAGACGUUUCUGACUACGGUUCUCAUAUUGAUAAUAAACUUGGUGAAGCCUCAAAUCCAUCUCCAUCAACAGUCAGUCCAAUAUCCAAAUAUAACAGCGAGGGAAGCUUCGUGCAAGGAACAAAAAAUACUGGCGGUGGAAAAUUCUCAGGGGAUGACAAUGAUGGCAAAUAUGUUGAACAACCCGUGCCAUAUAUUCAUAUUGAAGGUGAAGAUGGCCCAGGAGCUGAUCCUUAUGGUCAUGUGAUUGGUUCAGAAGGUGGUUUCGGAGGAAAUGGCGGAGUUGGGGGUGUUGGUGGUUUCGGUGGAGUCGGUGGUAAUGGAGCAGGUGGUCCUGGAGGACCACUUGGACCUUCAGGCCCACAAGGACCCAAUGGUCCAUUUGGAAAACCCGGCCCACAAGGACCUAAUGGACCUAAUGGUCCUAAUGGACCUAAUGGACCACCCGGCCCACUUGGAUUGUCUAAACCCGGUUCUGGUGGACCACCUGGACCCCCAGGCCCAUUGGGACCUCAAGGACCAAGUAGUACAGGUCCCGCUGGACCACCUGGGCCACCAGGACUACAAGGACCAACCAAAAAGGGUCCUGCUGGACCUCCCGGACCACCAGGUCACAGCAGUUUAGGAACACAAUCAUCAUCUAGCUCAAUUAAUCGAGGAAGCAAUAGCCAAUCAAACUUUAACAACAAUCAAAAACUCGGAUCUCUUAGACCUUCAGAAGAUAAUUCUGGCAAAUAUCAAAAUAUUAAUGGUCCACACGUUGGAUUAGGCAACAAUGGGGAAGUUGGAAAUGUGGGAAUAGGAGGUUUCGGAGGAUCAUCAGGAUCUUCGGGACCAAAAGUUUCUAACGGUCCUUCAAGAACUGCAGAUUCACAAGGUCCAAAUGGUUCAUUCGGACAAAAACCAAACACAAAUCAACAAACAAUCUCACUCACAGCCCAAUCGUCUGAUGAUCAAGGCAGUUAUGUUCAAGCUUUCAAAAACACUGGACAAGGUGACAGCUCAGGCCAAUAUGUAGAAUCUUUGGUGCCAUAUCAGCAUACUGAAGAUGUGCAUGGUCCUGGAGCUGAUCCCUAUGCCCAUGUUGUUGGUGAACAAGGUGGAGUAGGUGGUAAUGGUGGAGUGGGUGGUAUUGGUGGUUUUGGCGGAGUUGGUGGAAAUGGGGGAACCGGCCCUAAUGGAUCUAAUGGACCCUCAGGCCCAUCGGGACCUUCCGGACCCCAAGGACCUAAGGGACCAUUCGGACCACCAGGUCCCCCUGGACCACCCGGUCCACUUGGACCAAGCAAACCAGGCCCAGGCGGUCUUCCCGGACCAGCAGGACCACAAGCACAAGCUGACAACUCGAAGACUGGACCCAUCGGACUCCCAGGAAAACCAGGCUCAUCGAAUCCUGGCCUAUCCGGACCUCCAGGUCCACCAGGACCUCCAGGCCCAAUAUCAACUGGCUUACGUAAUCCAUAUGAUCAACCAAAGGACCAACAAUAUCAAUUCCUGAGUCAGUCUGGUUUUCCUGGGUUCGGCGCACAGGAUUCAGAAUCUGGUAACAAUUACAAAGCUCCUACAAAUUACUAUAAUCGUGAUAGCUAUUCUAAUUAUAACCCUCGUCCUUCUAAGCCAAGAUCCGAUCCUGGUGACGGUAAAUACCGUCAUAUUGAAGACGGAAAGUACUAUCAUGAUGACUCAGGUAAAUACAGCCACGUAGAAGGACCUAAAGGACCUGGUGCCUUAGCUUAUGAUCAUAUCGAUGGACCCGAAGGCGGUUUCGGAGGCGAAGGUGGAUUCGGAGGAAAUGGUGGAUUCGGAGGCAACGGUGGAUUCGGACCCGGUGGCCCAGGAGGACCCGGUGGACCAGGAGGGCCAGGAGGUCCAAAUGGACCACCCGGACCUAACGGACCACCCGGACCAAACGGACCACCUGGACCACCCGGACCACCAGGACCUCCCGGAACUUUCCCAGGAUCCCCACCAGCUAAACCAAGCCCCGGCAACAAAGGAACACCCGGAAACGGCUCACCCGGUUCUCCCGGAACACCCGGAAACCGUGGAACCCCAGGAAGCGGUAGCCCAGGCAGCCCAGGAAACCCAGGAACCCCAGGCCGUGGUAGCCCAGGCAACCCAGGAACCCCAGGCCGUGGUAGCCCAGGUAGCCCCGGAACACCAGGUCGCGGUAGCCCAGGAUCACCAGGUACCCCCGGAGACCGUCCCUAUAAUCCCCGUGAAUCAAACCGUGAAACCGAGGGUUAUUUACCACCCCUAGAUUCCCCAAAACCCCUUAACUUAGGUAAAACCUACGAACCUAGUCUAUUUCCCCCUUUAGAACAACAAAAAAAUAAAUUAAUUCCAUCCUCAUCCACUCCAAAACCAGGUUCCCUUGGACAAAAUGCCUUUGACCGUCCACCAAAAAUCGGGUUGAGUAUUCCUCCAAAUAAUAAGAACACUAGUAGUAGAAUAACCCCUUUUCCUAUUUCAACAACUACCACAACAACAACUAAACCUUUCCAAAGAAUAACCCCAACACCUACAAGAAAAACUAACCCAAAACCUAACCCAAAACCUAACCCAAACCCUAACACAAACAUAGACAAAAAAACUAUUAACACAAAUACAAAUAUUAACAAUUUUGUCGAUAACAAAAGUAAACUCACCAGCUAUCCUACAAACAUAACACCCACUACUUCCCCUAUCUCAUAUAUUAAUGUUCCUUCCCCAGACGCUAAAUGUCCAUGCUCCCAGGCCACACUAACAUCAAAUACCAUCAACAACAACAACGAUAGAAGUUCAUCGAAUUACAAACCACAAUCCUCGACCUAUAAUAAUGUAAUGCCAGCUGCACUACCCGAUAAAAUUCCGGUGUACCCACAACAACCUGGACUACCAGCUACUUUGUCUCCUAAUAAUCUGCCAGAGGGCGCUGUCAUAGCUUUUAUGCCAGUGGUUUUCUUCCCUCAUAUCAGUUCGUUGCAAGCUUGCGAUAAUCAGAAAACAACUCCUGUGAUACCGGCAGCCUUUACAAGUCCCUAUAAGUCUAAUGAACAAUGCAUGUGCCCAUGUUCCUGUACUCAAAGUCUGCCAUCGUCAAAUAGAAGAUUAAAGAAACGUUCAAAUUCUGAAAGUCAUGAGCACCACGAAGAGGGUCAUUCGCACUCUAAGGGCCAUGAACAUGAAUUUGAAGAUGAACUUGAGAUUGAUCAGUAAACUAAAAAUGAUGAUGAUGGUUAAAUGGAACUUUGUUAUAAUUUGGACCUAAAAAUAUGCAGUUUAAAAUUUUUAUUUUUAUUUUUCUUUAAUUUAAAUAAAAUUUUAACUUUCAGCAAAAAACCUUUAGAAUUUUAGACUGCAUAUUUAUCUGCGCGACUUGUUACUAUGAAAUUUGUUAAGAAAAUCUUCGGCAAAAUUGUAAAAGGAAACAGAACUAAACUUUCGAUAAGUUAAGUUGUUGAUGCUUUCGUUGAUUAUUCGCCCUCUCUUCCACCUCUACUUUAUAAAAAAUACACACAUACACACAUAACCAACUAAUAAUAAUACACUUUCUCUAUAAAUCUUAAUCUAAAUUUAAAUCUUAAAAAAAAAUCUUUGUUCAUAAUUUAUAAAAAAAAAAAACAUCUUUAUGUA